AUGACGAAACUGGACAAUGCGAUAUCCCAGAAAUCUGUAUUCGACUAUGCAAAGAGAUAUCCACCAUUAGGCCUACUGCCUGCAGCGCUCACCGUCAAGGUAAAUGCAGUAUACCGCGUCCUGUGCAACUAUGCGCCCGCCCAAGGACUCGUUCACAAUGCGCGCGUCAUUGUCCGGUCAAUGGCAGGGGAUCACGUCACAGUGGGUGUUCUGCAGGGCCUAGGGGGCACUAGCAUGGUUAAAGCGGAACACAUCCAGCUCCCACGAAUUGAACUCUGUUACGAACUCCCCACGGGCCACACGUUGGUCCGACAACAGUUCCCCUUGGCGCCCGCAUAUGCAACGACGUUCAAUAGUUGUCAGGGUUUGACGCUGGACCGCAUUGGCGUUGACCUCACGAGGGAUGUUUUCUGUCAUGGUCAACUGUACACUAUGCUGUCGCGAAUCAGGCAUCGGAGCCAUGCGAUGAUUCGGAUGAUGAAGAAUGAGACUGCCACGAGAAACAUUACGUACAGCGAGCUGCUGGCCUAG
Laetiporus sulphureus 93-53 is the source of this 531-nucleotide messenger RNA. RefSeq lists its product as uncharacterized. Lineage: Eukaryota; Fungi; Basidiomycota; Agaricomycetes; Polyporales; Laetiporaceae. The record is from RefSeq and is a predicted model, not a curated record. The transcript has a single exon. Bases 1 to 531 code for a protein of 176 amino acids.